Molecule: messenger RNA, 4107 nt
Organism: Hermetia illucens (black soldier fly)
Lineage: Eukaryota; Metazoa; Arthropoda; Insecta; Diptera; Stratiomyidae
Exons: 2
Coding region: 1-4107 (1368 amino acids)
Biological process (GO): DNA integration
Molecular function (GO): nucleic acid binding
Source: RefSeq, a predicted model, not a curated record
AUGAUUCCACAACAUACUGCCGACGAGGACGGUCGUGUUUUUCGUUUUUCCGAGCGCGAGUUAAAUAUGGACGCCACACAGUUUGCCGAAUUUUUACGUGUGCAGGCGGAGAAACAAACCGCCAUCCUAAAAAUUCUUGAAAAUUUCGCUACCGUGACGGUUGGUAGAGAAAACAUCUCUACAGAGGUAAAAAAACAAAACAUCCUAAAAAACUUUAAAUGUGAGAAAUAUGAUGGCGUUACAACGGCUAGUGUUUUCGUAGAUUAUUUUGAAGCCCAGUGCCACAUGUGGGGAAUCGCGGAUGAUAUAAGUUCGAAAAGAGAAUUAUUCGUAUCAUGUCUAAAGCCGGAAACCUAUCGCGAACUAAAAAUUGCAUUUGCGGACGCAAAGAAAAAAUUUGAAAACCUGACUUACACAGAAAUCGCGGAAAAAUUCGUGAAGCUUUUUGAACGAAAAACCACGCGCUUCAAAGCUGUAACGAACUUUUGGAAUUGUGUGAGGAAAAAAGAUGAGUCAUUCGAAUCUUACGCGAACAGGCUAAAAGACAUAAGUCGCGAUUGUGGCUACGACGGCGACAUGCUAGAACGUCAAUUACGUGAUCGGUUUGCAACGGGUCUCAACCAUCCCCGACUUGAAGUGGAAUUGAAACAAAGGUGGCCAGAGCUAAAAACAUUUGAUGAUAUUGAAGGCAUAGAAAAUGAAGUGUCAUUCGCGGAAGUUUUCAAAAUACCGCUAUCAAGAGAGUUGGCGGAAAAAGACAUUGUAGAAAGUGAAUGCGCGGAAGUGAAAAAGAUAGUAAAACGUCGUGCGAAAAUCGGUAAGCGGAUCCGAAUUUUGUCGGAAGAACAAUGUUUAAGAUGUGGUGCGCGUGAAAGACAUUCAAAAGACAACUGCAAGGCGGCGAAUCACAAUUGUGAAGCGUGUGGCAAACGUGGACAUUACGGGUCGUGCUGUAUAAGAAAAGGCAGAGCUAAAUUGAUCGCGAGAGACAAAAAGAAACAACAGCGUAUUUACAACGUAAAAAAUAGUGAUACAUCUAUUUCGAGUUGUGAGCAAGUUUUUAAAGUAAUGAGUGCCAUUGCUAAGAAAAGAAACAUUGACGUUAAGAUAAACGGUGUCACGUGUACGAUGGACUGGGAUCCGGGCGCGUCAGUUUCCAUUAUAAGUACAGAUUUUUGGAAACAGAUCGAAUCACCAACGCUUAAAGGGAAGCCAAAACUACGGGCUUAUGGCAAUUUCGAUUUACCUUGCCAAGGGGAAGCUACAGUGACAGUGACGCUGAACAAGCGAACGCGAUCUUUGAAAGUAGUCAUGGUGGACAACGCGAAUCCAAUGUUAUUUGGCUUGGAGUGGAAUGAAGCCUUCAAUUUGCCACUGCCCGAACCAGUGUACAACGUAGAUCGUGUCAACAACCACGUGCAGCCGACAACGAAACCACUGCAUCAGAAGUUAAAUGACAUAUUGGAAAAGAACAAGCAGCUAUUCGAAGAAGGACUGGGAAAAAUAAAUAACUACCAAGUUAAAAUUGACCAGCUUGGAAUUAUCUCACCUGUUGACCCCAACGAAACACCGAUCGAAUGGGCAACACCCACUGUCAACGUGGUUAAACGAAACGGAAAUAUACGUAUUUGUGGUGAUUUUCGUGUUACACUGAAUCCAGCACUAGUAACAAUACGACAUCCAGUACCAACAUUCGAAAACCUCCGUCAGCAGCUUGCCAAGGGUGAGAAGUACACGAAAUUAGAUCUACGCGAUGCCUAUCUACAAUUCGAGAUUAGUCCAGAGUCAAGAAAAUACCUAAUCAUAUUCACACACAAAGGGUAUUUUCAGUAUAACCGUAUGACUCCUGGUAUAUCGAGUGCACCCGGAACAUUUCAAAAUUAUAUGGAAAAUCUACUUGCUGGCAUACCAAACGUUGCAAUCUAUUUCGACGACAUAGGCAUUACAGGUCCAGAUGAAGAUAGCCAUCUAAGAUCAUUAAGAGAAGUUUUUAAACGUCUGCGUGAAGCUGGUUUUCGUAUCGAAAAGAACAAAUGUAGCUUUUUUCAAGACAGUAUCGACUAUUUGGGCCAUCAAUUCAACCGAAAAGGGAUCUAUCCAGUGGAAGACAAGCUGAUAGCAAUAAAAAAUGCUGCAAUACCCACUAACAAGAAGGAGUCACGAUCCUUUCUGGGAUUGGUCAAUUUUUACGAGAAAUUCAUACCCAACUUACAUGGAGCAUAUUCCGAACUACACGCAUUAACUGGUACAAAGUCGCAAUGGCGAUGGUCAAUAAAGGAACAGAAACAAUUUGAUAAUGUUAAACAUAUGAUAGCUAGCGCUCGUCAUCUAACUCCUUACGAUCACACAAAACCGCUUUAUUUGGCAACAGACGCAUCCGAUGUAGGCCUUGGUGCUGUUUUAUAUCAUCAGGACGAGGCUAACAACGAGUUACCUAUCGCCUACGCGUCACGAAAAUUGAACAAAGCAGAACAAAAAUACGCUACCGUUGACAAGGAGGCAUUAGCAAUAUUUUUCGCCGUGAAGAAAUUUGAUCCAUAUUUACGUGGGACAAAGUUUACAUUAAUUACGGAUCACAAGCCGCUUCAACACCUAUUGGGAGACAAACGAAAUUUGCAAAAAAUCGUAAACAACCGUCUGACGAGAUGGGCACUAAUGUUAGGUGCAUACAAUUAUGAUAUACAGUAUCGUCAAGGCAAAUACAAUAUUCUAGCUGAUUGCUUAUCACGCUUACCAAACGCACAUGAAGCAAUUUCGGAGGAAGCGCAGAAGAUUCAUAAAAUUUAUGCGGUAAUUCAAAUACGGAAGCUUGAUGAUAUUGUACUAACAGAACAGGAACUUAGGAAGCAGACGAAACAUAACCUAAUAUUACGACGAGUAAUUGAGUUAAUUGAGCGUCACUGGCCAGACACGAAGUGUAUCAACAACGAGCUGAAACCAUAUUACGACAAACGGGAGGAACUAUCAUACGAAAACGGUAUUUUGAUGUGGCAAGGACGAAUUAUCGUGCCCGAUAAUCUUCAAGAAGUAACAUUGAGGCAUCUUCAUAGAGGGCAUCCGGGCAUUGGCUCUAUGCGUGCGUCAGCGAGGUACUAUGUAUGGUGGCCGAACAUCGACAAGGACGUGAAACAUACAGUGAAAUCAUGCAUGGCAUGUCAACGGCAACGCCCAAAACAAUCUGAACUGCCAAUCUACUUUUGGUCCCUGCCAGAGCAUUGUUGGCAACGACUGCAUGUGGACUUUGCAGGUCCCUUCGAAGGAAAAAUGUGGAUUGUGCUUGUUGAUGCUUUAUCAAAGUGGGUAGAAGCAGAUGUACUUUAUGCUGCCACCACAAGAACUUUGUGCGAAUUCCUAGAGGAGAAGUUUAUAACAUUUGGUUAUCCGGAAAUUAUCGUGUCGGAUAAUGGUAGUCAAUUUACGUCAGAAGAGUUUCGAAAUUAUUGUCAAAGUCAUGGAAUAAAACAUGUAACGUCUUCACCGUACCAUCCGAAAACCAACGGACUAGCCGAACGAUUCGUACGAACAUUCAAGGAGCGCAUGAAAGCCAGUGAAUAUGAUGGUUUAUCACAACGUCAGCGCUUGCGCACAUUUCUAUUUACAUAUCGAAACACACCACACUCCUUUACAGGGAAGGCACCAUCUGAAUUUUUGCUAGGUCGACGCCUGCGAACUUUAUUUGACAAUCUGAAGCCUAAUGUACGGCGAGAGAUGCAUUUUAAACAUGUAAAACAAAAUCUUCAAGCAGAGCAGUCUAGCAGAGAGUUCCAACCAGCACAACCAGUAUUCGUAAAGACAGACAUCGAGAAAAUGUGGGCACCAGCCAACAUAGUCGAAAGAACAAAUCGAUAUUCCUACCGUGUUCGAACAGAGGACGGUGUAGAAAGAAGACGACAUGCAGAUCAUAUCCGAGAACGGAGGGUAAUACCACCAUCAAUCGACUUCCGGGAUGUCUCAAAUUUUAAGCGAAACAGUUUCCAUUACCAAUCUGCAAGCCCGACAGCAAAUGAUGAACAGGAACAUCAGCAGUCUAUGCAGCCCGCUAUACCGUCGCAUGAAAACGGAAACAUGAGUGAACAAGGACAACACACCGAAGCACAACAAAUGUGA